Messenger RNA from Abrus precatorius (Indian licorice), 1586 nucleotides. Its product is annotated as probable serine/threonine-protein kinase PBL3. Gene Ontology annotation, biological process: protein phosphorylation. Lineage: Eukaryota; Viridiplantae; Streptophyta; Magnoliopsida; Fabales; Fabaceae. Bases 195 to 1424 code for a protein of 409 amino acids. The record is from RefSeq and is a predicted model, not a curated record. Gene Ontology annotation, molecular function: protein kinase activity; ATP binding. The transcript is spliced from 6 exons.
CGUACUACGCACUUUCUCCUCUCUUUCCGUUCCUGCUUCUUUUCUUUCUUGUCAACCUCUGAUUCAUUCCUUUUUUAUCAAGCAACCAUAUUCAUAUCCUUGCAAAUUAAACCCCCUUCAGAAAAAUACUAAAAACCACUUUUUGGGUCUCUCUUUCUUGUAACAAACACUGUUAGAUUUGCUGGCAGGAACAUAUGGGUAACUGCAUAGAUUCUUCAGUUAAAGUGGAAGCAGCUCACAGUUCCAGAACCCCUUCUGGAAUUUCAAAAGCUAGUCCUUCCAGCUUAUCUAUUCUGUCAUACAUUGAAACAAGUGACGCCUCAAGUCUUCCCACGCCAAGGUCUGAGGGUGAAAUCUUGUCUUCUCCAAAUCUUAAGGCCUUCACCUUCAAUGAGCUAAAGAAUGCGACCAGAAACUUUCGCCCCGACAGUCUUCUUGGAGAAGGAGGAUUUGGUUAUGUUUACAAAGGGUGGAUUGAUGAACACACGUUUACAGCUGCGAAACCUGGAUCAGGAAUGGUCGUUGCUGUUAAGAAACUUAAGACUGAAGGUUUACAAGGUCAUAAGGAGUGGCUGACUGAAGUUGACUACCUUGGCCAACUUCACCAUCAAAAUCUUGUUAAAUUGAUUGGAUACUGUGUGGAGGGAGAGGACCGGCUGUUGGUCUAUGAGUUUAUGCACAAAGGGAGCUUAGAGAAUCAUCUGUUUAGAAGAGGACCACAGCCACUCUCUUGGUCAGUGAGGAUGAAAGUGGCCAUUGGUGCUGCUAGAGGACUCUCUUUUCUUCAUAAUGCCAAAUCGCAAGUCAUAUACCGUGAUUUCAAAGCAUCUAAUAUCCUACUAGAUGCAGAGUUCAAUGCUAAACUCUCUGAUUUUGGGUUAGCAAAGGCAGGCCCUACGGGUGAUAGAACUCAUGUCUCUACUCAGGUCAUGGGUACUCAAGGAUAUGCAGCACCCGAAUAUGUUGCAACAGGUCGGUUGACAGCCAAAAGUGAUGUAUACAGCUUUGGGGUUGUGUUGCUUGAACUGUUGUCUGGUCGACGUGCUGUUGAUAGAACAAAAGCUGGUAUAGAGCAGAAUCUGGUAGAUUGGGCAAAACCAUAUUUGGGUGACAAGAGAAGACUAUUUCGGAUUAUGGAUACCAAGUUGGAAGGCCAAUACCCACAGAAAGGAGCCUACAUGGCUGCUACUCUUGCUCUAAAAUGCCUUAAUCGUGAAGCCAAGGCAAGGCCUCCGAUGACAGAGGUUUUAGAAACUCUUGAACAGAUUGAAGUUUCAAAAACCAGUAGGAGAAAUUCCCAAUCAGAACAGAAGAGAGUCCAUGUUUCUGUCAGAAAGUCUUCUGCACAAAAUGGGUCUCCUUUAAAACUUGCUCCAACUGCAUUCCCUUUGCAAUCUCACCCACAAUCUGCUUAUGUACACUAGAUUCUGAACAUGUGUAUAUAAAUUCCUUACUUUUAUGAGGUUGUGUUUUUGACUGAGAUGUAAUUCAAAUUGAAUAUUAACACAUUAUUUACACAAGUUGUAAAAGCGUGCCAAGCAGUGUUGUGCAUAUUAAUUUCUUCUUUGGCGUUUUUGUACUGAAUA